Rhizophagus irregularis DAOM 181602=DAOM 197198 is the source of this 583-nucleotide messenger RNA. NCBI's taxonomy places the organism in Eukaryota, Fungi, Glomeromycota, Glomeromycetes, Glomerales, Glomeraceae. The record is from RefSeq and is a predicted model, not a curated record.
AUGAUCAUUUUUUUUAAUAGUGUCGGUGAACUUGUAAUGUUACGAAAGACAUGUAGAAGAUUCAAUAAUAUCAUUAAUGUUGUCAUUAGAGAUGAACUUGAAUUUAAUAAAUAUAUUUGGAAUUUCAAGUUCAAAUUUACUUACAAAAGUAAUAAUGGAAUUACAUAUGAAAUAACUAAAGGAUUAAGAGGUCAUAUAAAUAUUAAUAAUUUAUUAAAUCAAAAUUUUGUUGAAAUUGAAAUUGAUGAAGAAAAAUUUUAUAAUAUAAAAGUUUUAAAAGGAAGAUACCUCUCUAACGUUUCUAACUUAAAUCUCAACGCUUUACCUUCCGUAAAGCCGAAAUUCACAUGGAGAUACCUCCCUGGAUGCUUUGGAGUUUGGACCUCAAAAAUUGGUUCCAUUCACCAACUUCGAACUAAUUUAAAAGUUUCGAAACCGAAUUAUAGUUUCGAAGGGCAACUGGGCAACAUUAGAAAUAUUCGUUUUUUUUUAGCCAAUCAGAGUAGCUAUCUGAAAAAAAAAAGAAGGUCCGAACUCGAUCAAUUUAGUUGAAUAUCUUUUAAAAUGUAAUUAUCCUUCAUUA